This is a messenger RNA of Plodia interpunctella (Indianmeal moth), 2627 nucleotides long. RefSeq lists its product as uncharacterized. The transcript has 13 exons. The record is from RefSeq and is a predicted model, not a curated record. NCBI's taxonomy places the organism in Eukaryota, Metazoa, Arthropoda, Insecta, Lepidoptera, Pyralidae. The coding region runs from base 111 to 1763 and encodes 550 amino acids.
CAAAAAAAUAAAUAAAAAAUAAAGUGUCAAGAAUUUUUGUGUUGCUUUUUAUUUUACUGGACAUUUUAAUUGAUUUUGAUUUGAUAUUAAUAGGGGAAUAACUGAUCAAAAUGCCGACCCAAGUGGAACAGAAGGUCAUUGACCCUGAAGCUGAACUCAGCAAUGUCCAGAGGAUGUUUCAAAAGCUGGCACCGAUGUGCAGCGUGGAGAAGCGGGCCUUGGGUAUACCGCAGCUGGCACCGCAGGAGAAGCAGCUUGGCAUCCUCGCCAGCGAGCUGAAGGAGACCAUGCUAUGUAUCAACUUAGCGAAGAAAGGCCAACAUGCUCUGCGCGACUACAAUGUGAAGACUGGCAUGAAGAAGUCUAUAGUAGAGUACGAGCAUUUGGAGACGGUGUUGAGAGACGAGCGAGCUCAACAGGCAGAGUUAGAUUGUCUGAACUAUUUAGCUCAGAAACAAAUGGUGGAACUGUUGAAGAAGGUCCCUACAGAGGCUGACGAGCUGGCAAUGAUAGAAAACGCGAACAACUGUCUUCGCCGAAUGGAAAACAGACUGGAUUUAGCCACGAAAAGGUUUUGCGUCGUCAAUUCGGAUAACAAGAAGGUGCGAGAGGAAAUACACAGGUUGCUUGUAGAAAGAAACGACUUUAACAUCCAAUGGAACCGUACGAUCGGCAAGCUGGUGAAAGGCAAAGAGUACCUCAUGGAUAUCUUCGAGAUAGCUGCCGUGGCCUUCGGGGACCGUGAUGAGUGCUGCAGGAAACUCGAGGCUCUGAAGUGGAAGGGGCUCUUCCAGCUGAACAGGGAUAUUUCGGAAAUGCAAUCUUACGAAGGGGAACUGAACCACUUGGCGAAGCUCGAGGAAUUUCUGCGAGUGAAGGGUUCUAGAAGGAUCUGCGAGGCUGAUGAGAAGGAGGAGAUCAAGAGGCAGGACGAGGUGCAGCGGUGCGAGAACGAGAUAGCGCGAUACGACGCGCUCUUGGAGGACAUAUUUCAAUACGUGAACACGGAUAAAGUGUCGGCCAUAGUGAAUAUGUUCACCAGAACGGAGAUUGAGAACUUCUCCACGUUCGUGCUCCUCUGCGAGGUGCUUCAGGAGUCCAUUAUUAUACGAAGAGAGCUGGAGGUCUUGAGGCAGAGGAUCUUGGACCAACGCGACAUAAACGAAGCCAGAGAAGAGAUGCAAAUCAAGAAACUGACAGAGGUGACAGCUGCAUUGGAUAUCCAGCGCACGCGCACCAGAGAAAUGCAAGAGCUCAAUAUGAACACUGAUGCGACCAUCUUGAAGGUUUUGAAGGGAAUUGACGAUCUAGCCAGAUUAGCAAAAUGUGAUGUGACGCCAUUGCUCUCGCUGUUGGGAAACCACAAGGAGGUGACUAGGUGGAACGUGCCCAAGUUCCUGCGCAUUCUGGAGGCUGAAGUCAAGAGUCUCAUCGAGGUUUGCUAUGGCGCUGUGAAGCCUCCAGCUCCGACGCCAAAGGGGCGGAAGGGUCCCGCCGCCCCACCGCCAACGAAACUCGUCGCCGAUCCAUUCGUGACAGCUCUAAAACCGAAUAGAAUCGAGAAAUUAGUGCCAUACCAACCAUGCGCCUAUUGCGUUGAAGACUACAUAAUGAAUUUGGUCUUUGAGACGCCUGCUGUGCCAGCUGAUAAGGAAUAUGUCGAUGGAAUAUUCCAGUUGGAGGACAUCAAUACCAAAUUUGGAAUAUUCACGCUCACUAUACCCGCCAAACGCCAUCCAUUAAGAGGGUCGAAGAAAGAAUAACUAGACGGAGAUGUUCUUUAGUUACUUUGCUAGACUGCUAGAAGUAUGUAAGGCCUGAUAUACCAACACUAUUGGCCAAGACGAUGGAGAAUCGAAGUCAAUUACGUUAAAAAAAAAACUUAAAAUGCUUGGAUUCACCAUGACCAUGGCCGAUAGUCUGUAUCUGGCAUAAGGCAUCCGCUACGUGACACUCCCACACAGUACAUACGCUCUUGAUAUUUUUUAACAAUAAAGUUAUUAUUUUUAAUAGAUUACUUAUUCUCUUUUCGAUAGUUGUUUUUUCUACGCAAAAGAACAAGAAAUUCCAAAAAUAUCCGUCCAAUUUUUAUCAUCACCAAAAUGAGUAGAGAGAGCCGAGUGUGUAAAAUGAAAAAGUAGUUUUUUAUUGGCAACAAGAGGUAAUUUAACUAUUUAUUUUAUUACUGAAAUUUCUUUUGCGUAAAUCUAAUUUUGGAGGAGAAAAAUGUCAAAAUACGAAACUUUUUAUUAAUUUUGAUGCUUUGUCUUUAUCGCAGCGUGACAGCUACCACGGACAGCUACAGUUCCCAUGUUUCCAAUGCGAAUACGCGUUACGCAUCGGACGCGUUAACGUUCGUUGUCUCAUUUUAACGUAACUUUACCUUAUAAUUUGUUAUAAUUUUAUUGUUUUAAAACUUGUUAAUUUUCCACUUAAUGACAUUAAAAUUAUGAGUCCAAUUUUGUUAUUGUUCUCUGAGUAGGUAAACUGCAUAAUAAUUUAUCUUUUAGGUGUUAAGUCAUUUAAUUCAAAGGGCAGUUACACACCUACCGCCUUAUUAAUAAACAUUUAAUUCUCUGAUUAGGCUUGGAGUAGUAUGUCUUUGUUUUGUCCCUCUCUCUCUUUUC